AUGUCAGCUAGACAGCAACAACAACCACAACAACAACAACAACAGCAGCAGCAGCAACAACAGCAUUCACCUGCUGGUCACCAGAAACUAUCCAAAGUCGGAAAAGACAGAAUAGUGACUAGCACUCCAAAAGGACGCAAGCAAGCGAAAAAUGCGACCGGCAGACCCAAUGAAAUCAGCGAUAGGUAUAUUCCCAAAAUCACUUCUGGAAUGGCCUUCAAAUCUGCACAAAGACUGAAAUCUUUGGACAUUUCGAUCGCUAGCUCUCCCGAAAGCAGUUGGACAAUGGAGUCGCCCUCACAAAUGGAUAUGUCUGCCUUUUUCCGCGAUCUUAGAUCCACAAUUCAUUACAACUCGAUUACUUCCAACUCAUCGACUGCUACUCCUGGCCCUCAGGGCGAAAAGCUCGAGACCCAGAGGGUUUCUUGCUGUGAAAAACAGUAUCGGCAACACGUAGCCGAUUCACUGGGACUGUAUUCCGAGCAUCGAGUAUACCAGUUUUUAGCCGCCGAGGCGCAAAGUGUUAACACUCCGAGAUCUGCGAAAGAGAGCACCAAAGCUUUCCGUGUUCCGAAUGACUUGAAAGUAGAUCCCUUUCUCACGGCACUGGCUCCCAACCAAGUUCUCUCUUACCUAGUGUCUCAAAGCUUUUCAAAAAGUCUUCACACCAGAAGUCUUGUGCCAACAGCUUCGAGGCCUAAAAAAAUACCGAAAUCUCACGUCCCAUACCGUGUGCUCGAUGCCCCGUCUCUUCGCAAUGACUUUUACUGUAACUUGGUUUCGUGGUCGAGGAAAACAGACAAUAUUGCCGUGGGUUUAGGGUGUGCGGUGUAUUUGUGGUCGAACGCGAGAGGAGCUGCAAAUGUACUACAUUACUCCUAUUUGCAGUCGAGAGAGGACUAUGUGACUUGUGUAUCCUUUUCGCCGUUUGAUCAGCACCUUGCCGUGGCCACAAAACAAGGUCGGAUAAUGAUCUUUGACCAAUUUGAUGAUGACGGGUCCGCUUUGGAAAGCGAAAAGCCUAAAUGGAUAGGGUCCGACAGCUCAAUUUGUGGGAUAUGCUGUGUUGAAUGGAUGCACAAAGACGGGAGCACUCUUUUGUUGUUGGGUCAAGAAAACGGCGCUGUGCACGUCGUUGAGCUUCACAUGGAAUGUGCCUCCCAUUCUACAAUGGCACAAACCGAUGACAACGCCGAUCAGUCGGAAUUGCACCAAGAUUUCGAUGCUUUCUCCAGCAUAGUCGAGGGUACUGUUCACGAUCCGGACUCAAUUGACGCUAAAAAACGGUCUGGGAUAGCACACGGCAAGAAUCCCGCGCUCAGGACCGUGACGAAAUUUAAAGCUCAAAACCAGCAAGUUUGCGGUCUCUCCACGAAUAAGAAUGCCACACAACUGGCGGUAGGUGGAAAUGACAAUUCAUGCACCAUUUGGGAUAUUUCCGAAUUUUCAUCUGCUAAGUUCCAGUUUCUACUUCCACACAAGGCAGCUGUGAAAGCGGUAGCUUUUUGUCCCUGGUCUCAAUCGCUUCUGGCUACCGGUGCAGGCAGUAAAGACCGGAAAAUCAGAUUUUGGCAUACCAAGUCCGGAACUUUGCUCAGUGAAACUAAGGCACCCGGUCAAAUCACUUCGUUGAUAUGGUCAUUGAGGCAAAAACAAAUCGUUGCUACUUUUGGAUUCGGUGACGCAGAAAAGCCAACACUGGUGUCAGUAUAUUCCUACCCGUCUAUGGAAUCCACCUUGCAAGUUCACUCAACGACCGCGCUUCGCGUCCUGAGUGCUGUUCCAUCUCCAGAAUUUGGAUCCAUAUGUGUUGCCACAAAUGACGAGACAGUUAGGUUCUACGAGCUAUGGAAUGUCAAAGAUUGCACUAUUUUCGAAUCUCAAGAUAAAGGCAUCUACGGAAGUGAUCUUAUUGAAUACGCCGAAGGUAUUCAACACAACCAUAAACUGUUAAGAUAA
Molecule: messenger RNA, 1959 nt
Organism: Lachancea sp. 'fantastica'
Lineage: Eukaryota; Fungi; Ascomycota; Saccharomycetes; Saccharomycetales; Saccharomycetaceae
Source: the annotation of a GenBank genome assembly